AUGUAUGGGCGUAAAAGUGCGAAUUUUCAAUGGAUAGUGACCCGAGAAAUGGUGACGUUGGAAGGUUUUAAGAGGAAGCUUUGUGAAUAUUUCACAUUUUCGGAUGGGACAAAAAACGAGCAUAUUGUAAUAGGUCGUGUAGUAGGUGGUACCGGCUUGAAGAGAAAAUUUUUGACAGGAAAAAUGCAUAAAAAAUUAGACCAGGCAAGUUUGAGUUCCCAGAGUGCAAGUGACACGGUUGAGAUUGUGGCAGAGCGUAAAGUUAUUCAGUUUUCUGCUGAUAAGGAUUUAUUGAGCAUUAUCUGGACUGUUGACCCCAAGGUGGAUCUGGAAAUAGUUGUGGAUACGUGUAAGUAUUAUCAAGUUAUUUAA
Rhizophagus irregularis DAOM 181602=DAOM 197198 is the source of this 372-nucleotide messenger RNA. NCBI's taxonomy places the organism in Eukaryota, Fungi, Glomeromycota, Glomeromycetes, Glomerales, Glomeraceae. The record is from RefSeq and is a predicted model, not a curated record.